AUGCCAUCGAUUCUCAGACGAUCCCGUCGUCGUGAGUUAACGCUCACGCCGUCAUUCACGAGCGCAAUUCAAGAUAAGGUUCUCCCUCUGCAACGCUUCCCUGAGCUAAUAUCGUGCAGCUCAUUCCUCGUCGAUCCCACCACUUUUCGCUCUCCCUCACCAUCACGUUUGAUUGCAAAGUCCUCGGACUUCUCUCGCCCUUCUCUGACGUUUUCUCUCUACCGUAGUCCUAUAUCCAACCUCCAACAUCAUCCCGUUCACACGCUCCCUCCCGAGCUUCUCAUUCGUAUCUUUGAGCUUGGUUCGUUUGAGGAUGCUCUGUUUCUUAUCACCGUUUCGCACGUCUGCCACCCAUGGAGGAUGCUGGCUGUACACACGCAUACCCUCUGGCGACGCCUGUCGUUUGGUUCUCAUGGAUUGCGUCUGUGGAAAGAGCGCAUAGCCCGUGCCCAUGGGUGUUCCCUCGACGUUACAAUUGCACCUUCGCGGCACCAUUUUCCCGAUAUGGGCGCGUUAGCCCUGCAGCUGCAUCUUCUUGCUCCACACAUAUCCAGGGUGCGCUCAUUUGAGCUGCGGUUUUUAAACUACUCGCCAUUCCUAUGGAACACUGCUCUGGGUCCUGUAUGCCAUCAAGAGCAAUGGGAUAAUAAUAUAGACACAUGUGCUGUCGCUCCAUCUGUGCACGCGCUGCAACUGGAGGAACUUACUCUGUGUUAUCCAGAAAAUGAUGACACAAAGGAGUUUGCUCUUUUCGCAGGCGUUGCCCCUCGGUUACAGAAGGUCACGCUUGAUGGCAUUCGCCUGACCUGGCUGCCAGAGCUUUACAGACAGCUCACAUAUCUCGACUAUACUCAUCACGGAUUCACAGCUGGGCGAACUGCCGUGAAUGAAGUUCUAGGAAUGGUUCGAGUUUCACGCGCACUACGCGAGCUUCGCAUAUGUUUUAGGAGACGAGCGCUGGACGGAGAAGUUUUGUAUCUCCCCCACGAUGACGUCCUCCCCGGACAGACCCACCUUCCGCAGCUCGAGCGACUCGUUCUUGCCGUCGACAAGUUGGAUAUUGAAAUACCCCCCGAGCUUACAUCGCUCCUCUCCCGCCUUUUCUUGCCCAAUCUUCGCGAGCUACAUCUGGUUGACCUUCGCUUUCAACCCGCUCACAGACGCUGGCGGAAGUCAGCGCCAUUUCCUGGACUCAGAGCCGCUCUGAGCCUGUUUCAAGUCGCAAUACCGUCCACUAUUAGAGUUUGGACGAUGGCGGGUCGUUGGGCAGAUCAUUCCUCCAUUCAUAUUCCUGCGAAACAUUUCAGAGAACUUGGUAGCUUGAAAGUGGAUGGUGUUGAAAUAGAUCCCAAGUCUCUCAGACUUGCAUAG
This is a messenger RNA of Suillus paluster, 1371 nucleotides long. RefSeq lists its product as uncharacterized. Gene Ontology annotation, molecular function: protein binding. The coding region runs from base 1 to 1371 and encodes 456 amino acids. The record is from RefSeq and is a predicted model, not a curated record. The transcript has 2 exons. Lineage: Eukaryota; Fungi; Basidiomycota; Agaricomycetes; Boletales; Suillaceae.